AUGCAGAACUCGCCGACGUCAACAUCGUCGGGUGAAGACCCCGCCGAUAACACGGCCGACGAGGAAGAUUCUGAGGAUUACUGCAAAGGCGGCUACCACCCCGUCCAGAUUGGCGAAAAGUUCAAGGACGGCAAAUACACAGUCGUGCGCAAGCUUGGAUGGGGUCACUUCUCGACCGUCUGGCUCUCUAGAGACAAUACGUCGGGCAAGCACGUCGCCUUGAAGGUCGUCCGCUCCGCCGCGCACUACACCGAGACCGCCAUUGACGAAAUCAAACUGCUCAACAAGAUCGUCCAGGCCAAGCCUGACCACCCUGGCCGCAAGCACGUCGUCAGCCUGCUCGACUCCUUCGAACACAAGGGCCCUAAUGGCACGCAUGUCUGUAUGGUCUUUGAGGUUUUGGGCGAGAACUUGCUGGGCCUGAUUAAGAAAUGGAACCACCGAGGCAUCCCCAUGCCCUUGGUCAAGCAAAUCACUAAGCAGGUGCUGCUCGGCCUCGACUACCUACACCGUGAAUGCGGUAUCAUCCACACCGAUUUAAAGCCCGAAAACGUCCUUAUUGAGAUUGGCGACGUUGAACAGAUUGUCAAGAAGGUGGUCAAGAGCGAGCCUGGCGACAAGGAAAACAACAGAAACGGUCGCAGAAGGAGACGCACCCUCAUCACCGGCAGCCAGCCGUUGCCGUCUCCCUUGAAUGCUAGUUUCAACCACAACAACCUUUUUCCAACUACCAAUUCGAGCCUCAGCCAAGUGCUGCACGAAGGCGGAAAAUCAUCAAGUGACGCCUCCCCCAAGCGCGAUGCUGAUCAGAAGACGCGCGAAAAGACAGCCGAUCUACUCACGAAAGAAGUUUCGGGCAUCUCCCUCGACAAGACGAACAACUCGCCUUCCUCUGGGGAAAAGCGUAAAGCGGAGGACGCGCAUGCAUUUGACGUUAUCAGCGUCAAGAUUGCCGACUUGGGCAACGCCUGCUGGGUCAACCACCACUUUACCAAUGAUAUCCAGACCCGGCAGUAUCGCUCACCCGAGGUUAUAUUGGGUGCGAAAUGGGGCGCAAGUACUGACGUGUGGAGCAUGGCCGCAAUGGUGUUUGAACUGAUUACGGGCGACUACCUGUUUGAUCCACAAUCCGGAACCAAGUACGGCAAGGACGACGACCAUAUUGCGCAGAUUAUUGAACUCCUCGGACCCUUCCCCAAAUCGCUUUGCCUGUCAGGCAAGUGGUCUCAAGAAAUUUUCAACCGCAAAGGCGAGCUGCGUAACAUUCACCGUCUGCGUCACUGGGCUUUGCCAGAUGUACUCCGCGAAAAGUAUCACUUCAAGGAGGAUGAGGCAAAACGCAUCGCUGAUUUCUUGACCCCCAUGCUUGAACUCGUGCCCGACAAGCGUGCCAAUGCAGGAGGCAUGGCGGGACACGUGUGGCUAGACGACACACUCGGCAUGAAGGGUGUUCGAAUCAACGGGCUUGAAGUCGGCAGCCGGGGCGAGGGCAUCGAUGGCUGGGCUACAGAGGUGCGGAAACGGUAG
Colletotrichum graminicola M1.001 is the source of this 1527-nucleotide messenger RNA. RefSeq lists its product as uncharacterized. The coding region runs from base 1 to 1527 and encodes 508 amino acids. Gene Ontology annotation, molecular function: ATP binding; protein kinase activity. NCBI's taxonomy places the organism in Eukaryota, Fungi, Ascomycota, Sordariomycetes, Glomerellales, Glomerellaceae. The transcript is spliced from 4 exons. The record is from RefSeq and is a predicted model, not a curated record. Gene Ontology annotation, biological process: spliceosomal complex assembly; protein phosphorylation; regulation of mRNA processing.